CAACCCCGCUCAAGUAACAAUGCGAAAUAGAAUAUGACAUACGAGACCCUCGAUUGGCCUUAAACCCAUCGAAAACUUUACAUAUGGCAGCUGAGAGGCAAAUCGCAUGGUUGGUAUCUCUAUGUGUGGCGGAAGUGGGGACACGUACCAGUACUGCACGGCUGAAUCAAGACCGGUCAGGAUUUGGGGGGAACUGAGGUCUGGGUUACUUCAAAACCAGAGGUCUUGCCAAGACUUUUGUUAUAACACAGCAGGACAAACGCUUACACCGGUGAUGUGGGAGCUGGUACCAACAUCAGAAACUGAGAAUCGAAGGAGAGGAGAGCAGAGGAGAUCGGAAGAAUCGCCUUUGUCAUGCCUGAGUCAAUACCUCUUUCACCGCAAGAGGACAACUCUCAUCAGCUUCCUCUGCGUCAGCUUCGGUUUGAUCGUGCUGAUCCUUUUUCAUCCAGCGACCGCCGACUUCUUCCUUGGGCCUCCAGGUCCUCAUGGUCCGCCAGGAUCGGAUCAUCCUGGUCCACGUUUCGACUUUGGCAUGGGAAGACAUAAACCGACGCCGCUGCUCCUCCCACAUCUUCGUCAUCCCACGGAACAGUCCAAGAACGUUACACAGAAUCCGUUACUCCAAGACGAAAUCAUCGCAUAUGGCCCUUUUACCGCCGAGAUCCCAUACGUCGUCGAAGUCAGCCAACGGUUCAAGAUGCGUUUUGCGUGCACAUAUGCACUAGAGGAAGGUUGGUGCCCUCAAACUUACUUCGUUUGGUUCAAAGGACCGACUUCCGCGGUGGUUCCCGUGGAGGAUGAGUACAUCACUAUGGUGGACAGCUCCACCAUCCAGAUUGAAUGGAUGAUUCGGGAUCCGGGUGUGUACGAGAUCUACGUAUGGCCAGAGUAUGAGCACUGCGAGCACUACAACUGGAUGAAGUUCCCUCUCUCGAAAUGCAUGGUGUACGGGGCUCCAUUUCAAAUCGACGUAGUCGGUCCACCACCGAUUGACUCGAUGACGCCCUGUACGGGCGUGAUGAAGACAGAGGAAGCAGACGGGAGGUGGAUCUCGACCAAACAUAUCGCACCACGAUAUCUGUCCGAAGCAUGGGCCCGGACAUACUUCCAAGGUCCAGCAGAGGAGAUACCGGAGUAUAUAUGGCAACCCUACACCUGCAAGCGUUCUUGUCCUGUCAUGGCCACAGCCCUCGAUGACCCCGAGUACUCGCACAUCAACCACGUCCUCUACAUCGGUGACUCCACCACGCGGUCCCCUUAUUGCGGCCUAAUCUACCCAGCCCUCCACGAUGGCGUGACGGACGGUGUUUGCGAAUUCCGGGGCGAUGCAUGGGGCUACCAAUCCUGGCCAUUCCGAGUCUUCGACUACCUCACCGCCGCUAACCGCGAAACACGUUGGAGCUACAUCUACAUGGGCGGCAAGGAAAUAUCUUACGACGAAGCCUACCGCCGGAUGUCUACCAUAGCGUCCGAAUCACACCCAGUCUCUCAUAUCGUCGUUAAUAUCGGGUUGUGGCUUCAGCAGACCCACAACGAGACGGAGUAUGCGGAGGAGGUGAGGCAGUUGUUGGGAACUGUAAGGGACCAUUGGCCCGAGGCGUAUGUGAUAUGGAAAACUACGACGAGUAUUGUGCAUCCGAUUAAGUGCAAUGAUGGGAAGCUCGUAAGGCCGAAUACGCGUGUGCAGAGGCGGGUGUCUAUGGAUGUCGUGGAGGAGUUCCGUGAUGAGCUGGGUAUGCGGAUCGAUGCGGUUGACGCCAACACUCUCACCGAUGGACGACCGGACGCGACGAAUGACGCGAGACAUUGGGUAGUGGAGAGAAAUGGAGAAGGUUUGAGAGGAUUUCACGCAGAUCGUGGGACGGUUAGGAGACUUGGUGAAGCGGAAAUGGGUGUGCAGGAGUGGAUCUGGGAUUUAUGGAGGCUUGAAGGACAGGUGAAGUUGAACAGCAUUGAUGAUCGCCAAAUGUAGUGAUGGGCUUAGUAUAUCUUAAUGGACUUUAAUUGGCC
Saitoella complicata NRRL Y-17804 is the source of this 2013-nucleotide messenger RNA. RefSeq lists its product as uncharacterized. The transcript has a single exon. The record is from RefSeq and is a predicted model, not a curated record. NCBI's taxonomy places the organism in Eukaryota, Fungi, Ascomycota, Saitoellomycetes, Saitoellales, Saitoellaceae. Bases 107 to 1975 code for a protein of 622 amino acids.